UGGCGGGGGGCGGUGCGUGCCCGGGGCCGGUAGCGCGGGGGUCGCCCCGGCGCAGCCCACGUGCCGGCGCCGCGCUGGAGGCCAUGGUGCUGGACCCGGGGGCGGCCGGGGGGCUGGGGGCCAGCGCCGCCCCGCGCCUGCCCCACCGCCAUGGCCCGCCGCUCUGCUCCUGCCCGUCCCCACCGGCACCGGGACCCGCGCCCCGUUGCCCGCGGGGAACCCGGCGCCUGUCGGAAACCGGCGCCGGGAUGCGGCGGGGCGAAAGCGCGGGGGGGCGCGGGGGGAUGCGCGCCGCCGCCUCCCUGCCCCACAUCGCGCGGGGGCGAGGGGGGGACGAGGGCGGCGGCGGGCGGCGGAGCCCCUGCCUGCUCGUGGCGCUGCGGCCCCGGAACGUGGAGGCGGAACGGGAGCGGUUCUUCCGCGCCAGCUUCGCCUACGACCCGCAGUUCGAGUACGCCGAGCCGGUGCCCGCCGCCGUGCUGGAUAAGUACGGAGCCGCCUCCGAUCGCUUCGUUGCUCAGGCGAUCCGGAUCAUUCGUACUGUCCUGGAGAAGUACGGGACCUACGAGAGCUUCGAAGUCGCCACGGGCGGGAGGCUGCUGAGCAAGUGCCAGAUCUGGUCUGUGAUCCGAAAGUACAUGCAGAAGGAAGGCUGCGUGGGAGAGGUGGUGGUGCAGCUCACCGACGACCUCCUGUCCCAGGCGGUGAUGAUGGUGGAGGACAGCCGGCCAACACUGGCCAUCAACCUGGCCGGAGCCCGGCAGCACUGGCUGGAGGGGAUGCUGCGCCACGAGAUAGGCACCCACUACAUCCGGGGGGUGAACAACACCCGCCAGCCCUGGCACAGCUCCGAGGGCCGCAAGCAGUACAGCCUGAAGCCCGCCAACCCCACCGAGGAAGGCUUGGCCAGCCUGCACAGCGUCCUCUUCCGCAAGCAGCCCUUCCUCUGGCGGGCAGCCCUGCUCUACUACACCAUCGAGCGCGCCAGCCGCCUCUCCUUCUCUGCCCUCUUCCAGGACCUGGAGCAGUACGUCCAGGAUGCCAGUGUGCGGUGGGAAUACUGUGUGCGGGCGAAGCGGGGCCAGACCGACACCUCACAGCCAGGCUGUUUCAGUAAGGACCAGGUCUACCUGGACGGGAUUCUCCGCAUCCUGCGCCAUCGACAGACCAUUGACUUCCCGCUGCUGGCUGCUCUUGGAAAGGUCUCCUACGAAGAUGUGAAUCGGCUGAAGAAAUUUGGGGUCCUGGAGAAGACACGCAUUCCCCAUUUCAUGCAGGACCUGGAGCGAUACAUGAAGCAGCUGGACCACAUCGUCACCACCAAUGGCCUGAACGAGGAGGAGCUGGAGCAGCUGCUGCCUGACUGAGGGGCAUCCCCGCACCCCAAAACCAGUGCCCUGAGGCUGUAACUGGUGCCAUUUCUUGGAUAUUUAUUGGGACUGGAGCCUGGAGGAGGGCAGAGCGUGGGCCUCCCGCCCCGUGCCCGCUGUGCAUGUACCAUGUGUAGGGUAGCGUGGCCAAGAGGGCCGGGCUGGUUAGUGUCGAUGUGUGUCCCCCGUACCGUCCCCUGUGCAUUUUGGGGACCGCUGUGCAGCUCCACGUGGCUUUGGGGAGCUGGAGAAGAGGGUUCAAAGGGAGCGAGGGCAGAGCUGGGGAGAUGCACUGGUCCCCCAGAGGUGCAGAAGGCUGGGCUGGGGGCUUGCGGUUUUGGGGGGAUGUCCUUAGGGUGCCAUGGGGUGCUCCUAGCAGAGUGGGGAAGGACUUUAAUUCCCCAAAUCCCAAUCUCUGCUUUCCCCCCCCGGCUCCUCAAUAUCUGCCCACAAUUAACCAUUGCUCUGCACCCUAACUAUGGCUGCUCUGCCCAGCUCUGACAUACAGGAGGAUGCAGCGUGGGGAGGGGGUUUGAUGUUAGGAAAAAGUGUGUAAUAAAAGUGAUGUAAUGGAAACAA
Messenger RNA from Columba livia (rock pigeon), 1949 nucleotides. It is a transcript of the gene MATCAP1, whose product is annotated as microtubule associated tyrosine carboxypeptidase 1. The transcript is spliced from 6 exons. Lineage: Eukaryota; Metazoa; Chordata; Aves; Columbiformes; Columbidae. The record is from RefSeq and is a predicted model, not a curated record. Bases 84 to 1367 code for a protein of 427 amino acids.